AGCGGUGAGGCAGAAGCGGCCCAGCCGGAUCGGCUGAAGCGGCUGCUGGCGGGCGGGGAUGGCGCCGUCGCGGCUUCCUCCCCUUCGCCGCCGUUGCUGCUGAGGGAGCCGGUCAUGGCCAAGAGCCGCGGCGGCGAAGCAGCAGGAGGGGCGGCCUCGGUCUCCGCGGACGGGAUGGCGGCGCCGCCUGACGCUGCCUCCGAGGCGGCCGAGUUGGACGCGAAGCUGCGGCGGGACAGCGACUCGCGGAGCUCGGUGGGCGGCAGCAGCAGCGGCGGCGGCGAUCGGCGCGUGGACAAGUUCGGCUUCCUGGUGGCCGAGGACGACGCUCCCGCCAGGGAGGCCCUGCUUGAGGAGGUGCCGCUGGAGAAACUAAGACAGAGGGAAUCCAAGUGGCUGGAUAUGCUCAACAACUGGGACAAGUGGAUGGCUAAGAAGCACAAAAAGAUCCGGCUCAGAUGCCAGAAGGGGAUCCCUCCAUCUUUGCGGGGUCGGGCGUGGCAGUACCUCUCAGGAGGCAAAGUCAAGUUGGAGCAGAAUCCUGGCAAGUUUGAUGAGCUGGAUGAGGCCCUGGGGGAUCCCAAGUGGCUGGAUGUCAUUGAACGAGAUCUCCAUAGGCAGUUUCCAUUCCAUGAAAUGUUUGUUGCACGUGGAGGCCAUGGGCAACAAGACCUGUUCCGUGUCCUGAAGGCCUACACACUGUAUCGGCCAGAGGAGGGCUACUGCCAGGCCCAGGCACCAAUUGCUGCAGUCUUGCUGAUGCAUAUGCCUGCAGAGCAAGCUUUCUGGUGCCUUGUGCAGAUCUGUGAGAAGUACCUUCCUGGCUACUAUAGCGAGAAAUUGGAGGCUAUCCAGCUAGAUGGGGAGAUCCUCUUCUCACUGCUGCACAGGGUUUCACCAAUGGCUUAUAAACACCUGAACAAGCAGAAGAUUGACCCCAUCCUGUACAUGACGGAAUGGUUCAUGUGUGCGUUCUCCAGGACCUUGCCGUGGAGUUCUGUGCUGCGUGUCUGGGAUAUGUUUUUCUGUGAAGGGGUUAAGAUCAUCUUCCGAGUGGGCCUCGUGCUGCUGAAAUACACUCUGGGUUCUUCUGAGGAGCUCAAAUCGUGUCAGGGGCAGUAUGAGACUAUGGAGCGGCUGAGGGCACUGAACCCUAAGAUUAUGCAGGAGACCUUCCUGGUACAAGAGAUCAUAGAGUUGCCAGUGACAGAGCGCCACAUAGAGCGGGAGCACCUGAUCCAGCUGAAGAAAUGGAAGGAGGCCCAUGGGGACCUUCAGUGCAAAUCCCCUCCGCGUUUCCACGGCGCCAAAGCCAUCAGCGACUCGGAGCCUUACCCUCGCAAGGCUUUGGAAUCCACUCCCUCUAUCAUCCUUCCACCUGACUCCGAACUCUUGCCAAAGGGCCGCAAGAGCAAAUUGCCAAAGGGAGACAAGAAACGGGACCAAGGAAAGGGCCGCUUGGCCAACGGGCCCAUCCUUGAAGAGAACGGAACUCAGAGUUCGCUCAAUCCAGAGUCCACUACCCUCCACCAAUCAAAGGAAAGCCUCAGUUCGCAGGAGAGUGAGGACACCUACCUGUAAACAUGGUGGCUGCACAUUCCGGACUCCUGGUUCGGUCCCAAGCUGCUGGGUCUAAGUGGGCCCUGCAGCCGGACUCCUCAGCCAAGGUAGUGGGUGGGUGACUGGGAAGUGUGGGUGGGGGGGGGCAGUUAGUGCCUUGGGGACACUUGGGGUAAGGUAAGUUAAGGGCUACUUUCCACAAGUCUUAAUUUUGCGCAACUUGCACCCCAGUGGCCAACAGGCAGGAGUCAAAUAUGCUUUUUGGCAUCUCGUUAGGAAGAGAGGUCCUUGCCCCUGCUGUUUUCUUCACUGGUGGGAGACCAGGAUUUGAUUGGCGUAAAUCAUGCAGAUACAGCACCCAUCCACCACUUUUGGAUGUGCUGCUUAGCACUGUCUGAAUGGCAAAAGUAUUGAUACACAUUCCACAAGGAAUUCUGGGAACUUCCAGAGAUCGAAUUGCUGACCUUGUCCACUAGUGUAGGUCCACUUCUCAGUGGCCACAUCCAUUCCUUCACCUUUGGGCAAGUUUGCCAUUGAAGAUUCCUUUAAUAGAGCAAUCAGAGCUGCUAGAGCUCUUGUUCUUGCAUUCCUACCCAGAGCCUUAGGGCAGCUGUGCUGCUCUCAGUUUCUGUUGUUACCCUCCUGGUACCCUCACAGGUGAGAUUUCCUGCUGGCUUUUGUUCUUCCAUCUUUGACUCUCCAGGGCAGCCAAUAAUGCCCUUCCUUCAUUUACGGAAAGCUUGAUGUUUUGUAUUCCUUGCUGUUAGUUGGAAUCCAUCAGGCCUGGAAUCCAUCAGUUGGAAUCCAUCAGGCCUCAUUUCCUCGGCUACUUGGGCACAUCACAUAGGAACAUUCAGACUGUUUGAUCCCCCCCCCCCACCUUUUUUAAAAACUGAAAUUACCAAUUAAAAUUCUUGUCUAAGAUUAAUUUCAGCUGACAGUGGGGUUGAUGAAAGGGCAGACAGUGGAUUAGCGGCACUGCUGUCUAGCCUUGCUUUCUUGCCUGAAAUCUCUCAAGUGAGCUAUGCCAUGUUAGACUUCCAAGUGCUGGAUCCACCAACCCCCAUGGAGACAUGUUCCCUUUGUGAAAAAUAAUGGUUGCAGGAAUCUGAUACGCGCACCACGUUACGGGUGAUUUUAAGUCAGGGCAAGGCAUAUUUGAUGUACACCUUGGCUUGAACUGUAUAUAUACAUUAGGCUUCAAUUCCACAUCUGGUGCUAGGAUUUCUCUCUCCAAGAAUAGGACAGCCCAUUUGCAGGACACUAAUGUAAGUUUCUUUGCCCACCUCUGAAGCAGAAGGCGGCAGCAGUAUUGAGCGGACCCUCUUCUCUUCCCCCCAACCCCCCAAUCAUAUCCUUGAUAAAUGUAAAACCAAACCCUGACAGGCUGGAGGGAGAUGGCCUCCUUUGCUGCAGCUUGUGAAGCUGUGCUUGUUUCUAAAGCCUCAGGCUGCUGAAUGUAACCCCCUGCUUUUACAAUCCACCUUCCCUCUAGCCCAUCGCAGGCUAAAGUUAGGAUCCCCCAUUUCUUUGCGAUGGAAGCGGUAGCCAACAUUUGCACCCCAAAUAUAUGGAGCGAAGCCUUGCGAUCCUUUUCUGAGGUUGAGGAGGCUCAGGAAUGAUAUCCAGAACUGGGGUGGAGCGCAGUAUUACUUGCUGGUCCAUUUCUGAUGGCAGCGCUCUGACACGGGAUGGAAGGAGGCGGGAAACUGUUCUUUCUCCGCCUGUUGCCAGGUUAUGACUGACAGGUGGUCUUUCUGUUCAGGUUCUUUUUAAAGUGACAAAUCAACAGCUGUAAUAGUUUUGUACAAAGAGCGAAAUAAACCAGAAUUAUGUAA
Sphaerodactylus townsendi is the source of this 3398-nucleotide messenger RNA. It is a transcript of the gene TBC1D10A, whose product is annotated as TBC1 domain family member 10A. The transcript is spliced from 9 exons. The coding region runs from base 115 to 1581 and encodes 488 amino acids. NCBI's taxonomy places the organism in Eukaryota, Metazoa, Chordata, Lepidosauria, Squamata, Sphaerodactylidae. The record is from RefSeq and is a predicted model, not a curated record.